Messenger RNA from Equus caballus (horse), 9740 nucleotides. It is a transcript of the gene UBXN7, whose product is annotated as UBX domain protein 7. Gene Ontology annotation, biological process: proteasome-mediated ubiquitin-dependent protein catabolic process. Gene Ontology annotation, molecular function: ubiquitin binding. Gene Ontology annotation, cellular component: nucleus. Lineage: Eukaryota; Metazoa; Chordata; Mammalia; Perissodactyla; Equidae. The record is from RefSeq and is a predicted model, not a curated record.
CCUGCGCAGACCGCGCGGCGAGGUGGGGGAGGGCGGUCCGUGUGUGUCUGUGUUGUUGUUCGGCGGCAGCGGCGGCGGCGGUAAGAUGGCUGCCCACGGGGGCUCCGCGGCGUCGUCGGCGCUGAAGGGGUUAAUUCAGCAGUUCACCGCCAUCACCGGUGCAAGUGAAAGUGUAGGGAAACAUAUGCUUGAAGCCUGCAACAAUAAUCUGGAGAUGGCAGUCACUAUGUUUCUGGAUGGUGGAGGAAUCGCUGAAGAGCCCAGUACCAGUUCAGCAAGUGUCUCCACUGUCAGACCACACACAGAAGAAGAAGUUCGUGCUCCAAUUCCUCAAAAGCAGGAAAUAUUGGUGGAACCAGAACCUUUGUUUGGUGCUCCUAAAAGACGACGACCUGCACGUUCAAUAUUUGAUGGUUUCCGGGAUUUUCAAACUGAAACUAUUCGGCAAGAACAAGAGUUAAGAAAUGGAGGAGCAAUAGAUAAGAAACUAACUACCCUUGCAGAUCUAUUCCGGCCACCCAUUGAUUUGAUGCAUAAAGGCAGCUUUGAAACAGCCAAAGAGUGUGGCCAGAUGCAGAAUAAGUGGCUGAUGAUAAACAUUCAAAAUGUACAAGACUUUGCAUGCCAGUGCCUCAACCGUGAUGUAUGGAGCAAUGAAGCUGUGAAGAAUAUUAUCCGGGAACAUUUCAUUUUCUGGCAGGUUUAUCAUGACAGUGAGGAAGGUCAGAGAUACAUACAGUUUUAUAAGCUAGGGGAUUUCCCCUAUGUUUCCAUCUUGGAUCCACGGACAGGUCAGAAGCUAGUAGAGUGGCACCAGUUAGACGUAUCUUCUUUCUUGGACCAAGUGACAGGAUUUCUGGGUGAACAUGGGCAACUGGAUGGACUUUCUAGCAGUCCCCCCAAAAAAUGUGCCCGUUCAGAGAGCCUUAUAGAUGCAAGUGAAGACAGCCAGCUAGAAGCUGCCAUCAGAGCCUCCUUGCAAGAGACACAUUUUGAUUCAACACAGACAAAACAGGAUAGCCGCUCAGAUGAAGAAUCUGAAUCUGAACUUUUUUCUGGCAGUGAGGAGUUCAUAUCUGUUUGUGGCUCUGAUGAAGAAGAGGAGAUAGAGAAUCUUGCCAAGUCCAGAAAGUCUCCCCACAAAGAUUUGGGGCAUAGAAAAGAAGAAAACAGAAGGCCACUAACUGAGCCCCCAGCCAGAACUGAGCCUGGAACAGCCACAAACCACCAAGGAUUGCCAGGUGUAGAUUCAGAAAUAUUGGAGAUAUCGCCUGAAAAAUCAGAUGGAAUAGUGGAGGGCAUAGAUGUAAAUGGACCAAAAGCACAGCUGAUGUUGCGGUAUCCAGAUGGAAAAAGGGAACAGAUCACUCUUCCAGAGCAAGCUAAACUGCUAGCUUUGGUGAAACAUGUCCAGUCUAAAGGAUAUCCAAAUGAACGUUUUGAACUUCUCACCAACUUCCCUCGAAGGAAACUCUCUCAUCUGGACUAUGACAUUACAUUACAAGAGGCAGGCCUUUGUCCUCAAGAGACUGUCUUUGUACAGGAAAGAAAUUAACAUCAUGGCCUGACCUCUCUCAGCUCACCCCUUUUUUUCCCUUUUCCUGUGAGAUACCAUGUCACUGAGUAUGCAUUUUGGCUCAUAGGACCAUAGAGCCAAAGUUGGGCAAGCAAGUCACCUGCCUUCUCUUUUUAUUUCUUGCUCUCUCUCCCCACCCCCACCUUUUCUCUCCUCUUCAAUUUUCUUCUUUUUCCUGCUUUUCUUUCUUUCUUACCUAAUCUGGUGACCAAAUGGAAGUGUAAGGAUAAGACCUCCUAGUACUGGCAGCAGGAAAUGUGUGUUCCAACAAGUGGUCUCUUGCACGGCACUUUUUCGGGAUCAAAUAAUGUUACUCCUCCGACUCCUUUGUGAAAGGAAUGGCUAGUUUCAGAAUAAGAACAACCUCCCUUUUUUGUAAGCCCCAUUUUUAGUAGGGAGAAGAAAUUCUCUAACACAUGUUUUGUUUUGUUUUGUUGUUCAUGUAGGAAAUACCACGUAACAAAAUAUCCAGACUUUUGUUUUACAUGGAAAAAGCAUCCCUUAUAAUUGUUGCUCAUGGUACUUAAAAUUUUUUUUCAAAAGAUUCUUCCCAGCUAGAGUUAUUUCCAUCAUAUGUGUUGUAGGCAGAAUGAGUGUUAAAUGUAGAGUGAGUAGCAUGGGUGGCUUUCAAUAUCCUAGCCCGAGACAGCUUUCUUUGUUAUUACUCUUUAAACUGUAUUGAUCCUGCUAGUCCCAGAAUGGACAUUUAGUGAGUACAUUGUGUGACUGGGAUAGGAAGGUGCUUGCUGUUUUUGCCAGUACAGCAUAUUAGUUCCUUUGGCCCUUCCAUUGUUUGGGUCCAGAAGUGAUCUAUAGGAAGGCAGCUGUUCAAUAAUCAUGCAGUACAAUGGCUUGUAGUUGGAACCAUAUGGUUAUUGAUUGUCCUAUGUGCUUUAAGGCAUACUUAUGUAUGUCCCGGGGGAAAAAGAAAAAGAUGCAGCUGAGAGUUGCUAACCAUGUUCCUUUGGUUAGAAGUAAAUGAUUCAUUUUUUACCCCUGAUUGGAACAGUCUCUAAAAGGCUCUGGUGAUUGAAUGAGCUUAAUUCCUCAUGCUGUUUUCUUGUAAAAGGUAUCGAAACUGAAAGCCUCUCUAAGGGGAAAAACUUUAAAUUCAGCUCAUAAGACAACAUUUAGUAAGGGAGGUAGGAAAGAUUACCAGUAAUCUUCAGAUGUUGUGGGUAUUUUCUGCCAACAAAAGCCACAUUCAAAUUGUAGUUGGUGAAAGCUUCUUUCAGUAUUAUUUAGAAAAGACCAUCUUGAAUCUAUCUAAUACAGUUUGACUUAUCAGCUUCACUAUAUGCUCAGGUCUUAUUUUGAGCAUUAAGUAGAGUCCUCUGAAGGGGUAAUAGUGAUUCUGGUGGCAAAAUCAGAACUUUAACUUGUUAUAAAACCAUAAUGUAGAAUGGACCUAUUUUGUCAAUUGGGGAUUUAGAUUGAUUGAUUCUUCUACUUGAGGAACAUAGAUUGCUAUUGCACAGAGACCUUUAAAUUCCCAUAUACUUUAGGAUCACUCUGUUGGCAACUAGGGGAUUAAAAAAAAAAGAUGCUUAUGCAUUGCUAGUACACAAUUAGAGAAUAUUUCUAACGGUUGGAUUUUGAGGGACCCUCCCUAAAGAAUGAGUUAUGUAUCUCCUCAAGGAAAUCAUGGAAAAUUCUGUUUCUUCUUCAGUGAGUCCUUUUGAAUUAAUGUUCUUACAUUUUUUCCUAAGUCUGUGUAAGUGCUUAUGUAUAAGUAUAUAAUUGUAUAAAUAUUUAUAAAUAUAUUUAUAUAAUUACAAUUUCAUUUAUACCUUGAGUCAAAGUUCUGUCUUUAGAUUGGUGACUGAGUAAUACCACUUUGGUGUUUUUUCAAAGGCUCUCAAGGCUAACUAGCAGGUUCUGAUUUAUGGAGGAAACAUGGUUUUCAUGUUAAUUCCUCAUUUGUAUCUCUGAACUUGGAUAAUAUACUUACUAUCUGAGGAAUAGAGCUGUAUACUAUUAAAGGUGCGUUAGAGGGUAAAAAAAUUGUUGAUAGUAGACGAGGUCAGAAAUCUGAAAAUUCAGGGAGGCACAGGGUAAUAAAUGAGGAUAUGCCCAGCUUUGGUGCUAUGAUGGCACCCAUCUCUAUUCUCAGUAAAGUGACAGCUAAAGCCCAAAUCUGUCAAAAAUGUGAAGUCGAGAAUUUUCCCAAUAGGACUCUGUUUCAUUCUUUUGCCUACUAGCUUCUCUUUAUGAAACAUAUUUAGAGAACUUGAGACAACAUGUUUAUUAAUGAUAGGAUGUAGUUCUUUUAGAUAAGCUCGGCCCUGGCAUAUCCAUUUAUGAGAAACCAAAGUGACUUUUUCAACUUGGAUUUCUGUGAGAUGACCAAGUAUAUAUAAAGUGAUUUAAAUCAGCAUAUCAAAGAGGGCAUGAGAUAUUGAUCCAACUGGAUACAGCUGGGGUGUUUAGAGUACAAGAUGUGGAGGAUUGUAUUUUAUUUCAAGGCAGGAGUGUAAUUAUCCUGGGCUUGAUAUAGAGGCUCAUGGGGGAGGGAUUAUGGAUUUUACUACUUGGGAAGAGUAAAUAAGGAGUAUUGCUUUGCUCAAGAACUUAAUCCUCUUAGGGAGUAUGCUUCCUCCUGUUUGUCUUAUUUCCUCUGCAAAUUCCUUUGCUCUUUGGAGGAGAGGUUUUAUUGAAUAGAUUAAAUGAAGUUAGUAAAAUAGUUAAAAAUAGUCAUUCCUUAUAGGUAUUGGAAACAGCUUGAAAGAGAGUUUAAAAGGUAGAGAGGAAAAGAACAAGAUACACUUUGAGAGUAAGUGAUGAGACAAAUACAGGGAGAUGAAGUGAAAACUAGUGGGGAAAAAGUGACAGGAAGCCUUGAAUUUGACUUAGCAAGGAACCAGAGAAGAGAAAGAACAGCCAAAUGAGAGAACAGGGAACUAAUUUUGAGUGACUAGCAUGUGCUAGGUGCUUUAUGUACAUUUUCUCCAAUCUUGCUAAGAACUCUACAAAAUGCGUAUUUUCCCCAUUUUAUAGAUAAGGAAGAAAAUUGAAGUUCAGAGAACUUGUUCAGGAUGUCACAGCUAGUAAGUGGCAAAAUAAAAAUUGGCAUCCAGAGUCCCUGCUGUUUUCACUCCCAUGUUGUAGUCUUCUACGACAGUUUGCCCAAAAGAGUAUCUUCCCAUCGUUCGGCUCUGUAAAUUAUCAUUUGGUUGUGUUUCCUUAAAGCUUGUGGGAUUUGUGCUUUGCCUAUACGUUCUUAUUUACACCAUUAUUUUGAGGGGCUGAUUAUUCAUUGCUUUUGUAAAAUGAUGCACUGAUGAAAAUGUGAAAGGAAAAUAUGUGGCAUUAUUUGCCAAGAAUAAAUGGAAAGGAUAAAAAAGAUUUUACCUUUUUUAACCAUUUUUCAGAAAAGAUGCAAUUAUCUUUUCUAUGUCCCAUCCAUAUCAGAUUAUUGAACCCUCUGUGUAUGUUUUAAAAUAAUCUAUAAAAUUCUACUUCCUUGACUCUAUAAGUCAACAAUUAUUUAUUGAAUCCUUAAUGAAAGUUGGAAAUAUCUUGAAAUCUAAGCUCUGGUUCCUACCUGUUUUAUCAAGUUGGAGAGACACACUACACAUAAGAUAAUUAGAGAACAUGUAAAUGCUUACAUUUGUGGGACCGAACUAUAAUUACAAUAGAAGUUUAGAAAGGGGAAAGAAUAGUGUAGGCUUUAGUUAGAAGUCUUCACAAAAAAUAAAACUGAAAAGUGGCAAACACUGUAGCUCAAAUUUUCUUUUGACUCAUCUGUAUUCUUUAGUUCACGUUUUAUACCUACGAGACUUAGGGCAUGUUUACCAGUAAAGCGUGUCCAGUACCUACAUAAGAAGGAAUUACUGAUCCCAGGACUAAAGAUUUUAGCUAGCAGGAUCUCACUUGGACACUUAGGAAAAUACUAGAAGGAACCACUAGCAACUGAAAAGUGAAAGAAAGAUUUAGUUUCUCUACCCAGGUACAAAUUAAAUGUAUAGUAUAUCAUAUAUGAUAUGCAGAAGGAGCACUAUAUACAGGCAUAAGUGCACUUGGGUAACAGCUCUGCUACUAAUUAACAGAGAAUUGGACUAGGUCAAUAGUUCUCAGUCUGUUCAAGUAAAAAGACUUGUAAUUUUAAAAAUUUGAUGGGGUGGGGAAUUCUGGAGUUAAAUAUUAAUAUUAUUAAUUCCAUCAAUGGAGAAAAUGUAAAUGUGCAUAUGAGAUUGCAGAAACUCUAGGAACCCACAGAUUGUUGACCACUGAAUUAGAUUAUCUCUGAAGUCCUUUCCACUCCAAAAUUUUAUGCUUCUAGCCUCUCCCCUUUAUUAUUUAUUAUCCCUAGGCUAAUUAAAAGUAUGUUUGUCAAUCACUUCCUUUGCUUUUUUGCCUGUGUUGAGGUUUCAUUUGCCCAUACUUAAUCUAACCUCAUUGUGAUGACUGAAAUCUCCAAAAAGGAGAGUGUGAUAGUUACAAAUGUAGUAAUGAUCUUUUAAACACAAUUCAUUAAUUUUAAAAUUUAAUACUGUGUUCCUAGUCAGUGUUGAGUAUGACUAAAAUGUAAUUAAUGAGAACUAAACAUUUCACUGACACCAGAGUUAAAUUUUAUUUUACCUGUGUGCUUAAAAAAAGCACUUUGCUGGCUGAGCAAUUGUUAGGAAAUUAAUUUGUGUAAGUUGUAGAAUUCACACUUGGUUUUGGCAAAAACAACUUUUUCAGAUUCAAUUAGGUGGACUUUUAAAAAUAUUUCUUAUCCCAUAGACUGUAUCUCCAUUGUGUCAUUCUCUCUCUUUCUCUGACCCGCUUUCCUUUAACUACUCAAUAGUAAAUCAUGGGAUGCAGCUUGAUGAAUAAGUAAUGUCUCGUGUAAAAUUAAAUGAGAGUAGGAAGAACCAACCCUUCUGAUGAAUGUGGCAAUUUUCUAAUAAUACAAGCCUUGAUGAAACGGUUACUUACAGACAGCUGUGUACUACAAACAUUCAACUUCAUUGGUUUGCCUUGCUUAGCAUUUCAGUUAUUGUCUUGCCAUGAAACUUAGUAUUGCACUGUACACAUUUUAGAAUAGUGACAAGAAUGUUCUUUAGCACUGAAAACAACCAACAGAGAAUACCAAGCCAAUAUAUUGAUUUCUCCUGUUAUUUAGAAAUUUAGUGUUUCAAUACUGGUUAUUUUGGUCUUUGACUCACCUAUGUCAAUCCUGCUAGAGAGGCAACUUAGCAUCAAGAGUAUUUUUUUAUAGAGAUAGUGAUAACCUCAGUUGUUUAAAUCCCAUGAAGUGAACUUGUUAAAGUUAUUGGAUGUAGUGGUGAGACCCUUAAUUAGAAAAAUCUUUUAAUGCUUUCUUUUUUACUUUUCCAUUCUCUAUUCUUGAUUUUUGACAUCCGUCAUGAUUUUUAAUGAAAUUGCCUAUGUAUAUGAAAUUCCAUUUCUAGGUUUUAAUAUGUAAUAUUUUUCUUUUUUUUAUAAAUUAAUAUACAAAGGAAGAAUUUGAGGCAAGCAUCGUUUUAAUAGAUCAUUUUCUCUCUACUUAAGAAUUCUCUUAUUCCAAGUAUAGAUUGGCUAGCUCCAGGACUCCCCUCCCCAGGUUUUUGGCCUACAGAAUACUGUUGUAUUGCCUAGAAUCUCAGUCAUUCUCAUAAACAUGAUAAUUUUUGGUACAGGCCUUUCUUUGCCAUAUGGUCUCAAAGUAGAGUUGGGCAAUUCAAUAUGAACUACUUUCGCAAAAUAUAAUUUAGAAUUUUUGUAAAGUAUGUUCAAAAGAUAACCAGAUUUACUUGUGGGAUUAGAGAUACAAAUACCAAUGGUAGAAUUUUGCCUAAGAACAAUCACCUACUAAACUAUCAAUAUGAGAAGUUGCCUUUUUGUACUUAAUUCUGUUGCAACAAACAGCAAGUUUUUGUUGUUUGCUUAAUGGUAUUUCCUCUAGAGCGAUCAGAAUGCCCUAAGAUUUUAUCUCUUAUAAGGUCACUUGGGUUUUCAAAUAGAAAGAAUAGUCAAGCUAAGCUGGACUGAACAUAAGAAAAAAUUUAUCUCCAUCAAAAGAAGUUAUUAAUCUAAGUGGGCUAGUAUGAAUCAUUCAUUUAUUAGACAUAGUAGAUAAAAUGGGAAACAUUUCAAAUCAUUAGAUAAACUGACCCAGAAUUGAAUUCUCCCUUCCUUAAAAUAUUUUUUAUUUGCUUUUUUCAUAGACUCAAUGUGGGCAUAUUAACUGAUAAGGGAGAGAUUCUUGAUCUGGAACCAUUCCCUGCCAUUCUGCUUGUUUUUUCCUCUUUUAAGGUUGCUGGCUUUAGAGUACAUGUCACAAGGAUCUCAAGUUAAUGACAUUGGAAUGUUGAUGCUCAGUUGGAUAUCUUGCUGUUUUCAACAAAAUGGUUUUAUAGUAUGCUUUCUCAAAGCUUCUGUGUUCUUAAUGGAAAAUAUCAAUAAAUUAAAUGGUGUGAUUCAAAAUAUAAAUAGGUUUUUGACACUAAUCAUAUGCUCUUAACAAUCACUUUUUGAUAAUUUAUUGUCCUGUACGUUAAACCUCACAUAGAGCGACAAUUGCCACCAGAAAAUUCCCCUUUACCUGCUAAUUAGAAUGAAAGUAGUAUGUGACCUCCGCUUUUCAGUUAAUGAGUAGCAAGCUUGUAGUAGGGGCUGUUUAUCUUACCCAUUUUGGGAUUUGGGCCUUAUUACUUUCUUAGGUUUGUCCCUUCAGUUUGGAAAGGCUAUUUAAAACACUUGCUGGGAAACAGACAGUAAAGCUAUGAGAUAAUUCUCUAGUCUUAGAGAUAGAGAAAUGAGUACCAGUUGAUGCUAACAUGAUACUUAAGACUUUGAGGGGCUUCCAUCCAAGCUUUGGCAUGAAUCUGUUAGACAAAAUUUUAUUCACUCCUUUAAGAAUCUUUUUUCUAGAACGGUUUUCCUUUUUAUUGUUAACAACUUCUAAGCAUCUGGUGUCUUUUUUUUUAAGAAACAAAGUCCUUUUUCCAGUAGGUAUUGACUGUUCCAUGGAAACUCUCAGGAGUGUUUGUAGGCUCUGUGCAUGCUUUGUAUGAGUUCAGUUUGAACAAUGCGUUUUGAAUCAUCUAGGAUGUCCAAUUCUGGCAUGUCUUCACUAAUUGUGUUUUUAAACAUUUUUCGUGUCAUUUUCCAAACCUUACUUCCCAUCUUAUUCAGAGAGGUUAAUCAAGGAAUGAAAUUUGUUUGGGGAUAGGGAUGGGGGUGGGUUGGGGACUUGAGUGAAGUCAACUUGGGGUAUUUACUUUAAAGUGUUUCUCAAGCAGUUCCUAAACAGUAUUUAGAGAUUCCCUGGGAUGUUUGUGUACUCAGUUUAUUCUGGAUAAAGUGGUGGUCUUAGUGAGAUUUGCAUUCUUCAGGCAGGACAGGCUCUCAAUUUCAUCUGUAGUGUAACUUUGUAUUUGAAUCCAAGAAAGUAAUGGACAGAGACAGUGCUCCUAUUGUAAUGUUUCUGGCAAGUGCUCCUUAAAAUGCACAUAUAAUCCUCAGUUUUCUGAGCUUUUAAUCCCAUGGUGCUAGGAGAUAUCAUUUGUGUCUGCAGCUCUUCUCGAAAGUGAGAAGAAGGCUUUGGGACCAGUAAGCAAGGGGCAACUGGAUCAUCCACUAAAUUUUUUUAUUCAAGACACACUAGAGACCCUCCUGUGUAUCUAGUAAGUGAUAAUAAAGGUGCUAGGGAAAGCCUUAAAUUUGAAGACACAUGGAGACCAUAGAAAAUCUAAAGUUGUAGGAGGAGAAAAACAUGCCAUAGAUAAAAUAGAGCUGUAACUGCUGGCUAAGACUCAAUGGAACUUCCACUUGCUCUAAAACCAGGGAAAUCUUAGAUAACUGGGUGUGAUGUAUCUAUAGAUACACAUAGUCUAUAGGUAAAUACUUUAUAAAAUGAGGAUCUUUCCCUCAGUUGGUGAUCCUCUGGUUUUGGCUGUACCAAAUUGUGAAUAUUCUUGCUGUGUUGUACCCAGUUGCUUUAUAUUGAUACUGCAACUUGAAUUGGGAAGGGGGGGUGGGACAAUUGGGGUGGGGGAGGGAGGGGAGUGGGACGAUAAGUCUUUUGAAGACAUCAGCUCACUGUGCUGAGAGAGGGACCAAACUCAAGGAAACCUCUGAUCUAUAAAUUCAACUGCUGCAUUUUUUUAUAAAUACAUGUAAAUGUCCUGUUGUAAUAUUUGAUCUUGGAAAUAAAAUCAAAAACUUUUCAGUA